AUGGGCUGGAUUUCCCUGAACGCAAUGUUCGGAGUACUGCUGGCUCCGGGGCUGUACUACUGCGGCCUGCGUGCCACCGGCGCCGCCUACGCCGUCAACUUCCUCAACCUCAUCCCCGUCGCCACCUUCAUCAUCGCUGCCGCGCUCCGGGUCGAGCAGAUCUCCCUCGCCGCCUGGCCCAGUGGGAUGAAGCUCCUCGGAGCGGUGGUGGGCGUCGUCGGCACCAUGGUCGCCAGCCUCUGCAAGGGCACCCCUCUGCUGCUGCCGCACCUCGGGAUGUCCGCCCACGCCAACCCCCACCUCGCCGCGCCCCACGGCGACGGCGACAUGUUUGUCGGCACGCUGUUCCUGUGCGGGAGCUGCGUCAGCUACGCGCUCUGGUUCGUCGUGCAGGCUAAGGUCGCCAAGGUGUUCCCGUACCGGUACUCGGCCACGGCGCUCACGUGCCUCGUGGGCUGCCUGCAGUCCACCCUGCCCGUCUCCGUGGCGAUCAUCCUCGCCCCCGCCGGCGACCUAUAUGGAUGGGCGCCCAUGUGGACGCUGCGCUGGGACCUGCAGCUGGCCACGGUGCUCUACUCCGGCGUGUUCAACACGGGCGUCACGUUCGUGCUCGUGUCCUGGGCGGUGGAGCGCCGGGGGCCGGUGUACCCGGCCAUGUUCAACUCCCUGUCGCUCGUCGCCACCACCGCCGUCGACGCCGUCGUGUUCGGCACCGACGCCUACCUCGGUGGCGUGCUGGGGGCGGCGCUCGUCGUCAUCGGACUCUGCGCGUUCCUGUGUGGCAAAAGCAAGGAGCUCGCGGCUGCCAAGGUGGUCAAUGCCGAGCAGUAG
Messenger RNA from Triticum turgidum subsp. durum (durum wheat), 831 nucleotides. Lineage: Eukaryota; Viridiplantae; Streptophyta; Magnoliopsida; Poales; Poaceae. The record is from the annotation of a GenBank genome assembly.